AUGAAUCAAUUUAUAUCUAAAAUCAUGUCAAAUCGGAAAUGCCAAGAAAAAUUUUUAUAUGCAUGGAAACAAUUAUCAUCAAAUGUUUUUCUCUACGAUUGGCAAUUUCCUAACUCAGCGGCUCACAUGGCUAAAAACAAAUUUUACAAAGGAAUACAGAAAGGAAAGAAAAAACGAAAAAUAAAAACAAAGGAAUAA
Messenger RNA from Brugia malayi, 198 nucleotides. RefSeq lists its product as uncharacterized. Lineage: Eukaryota; Metazoa; Nematoda; Chromadorea; Rhabditida; Onchocercidae. The coding region runs from base 1 to 198 and encodes 65 amino acids. The transcript has 2 exons. The record is from RefSeq and is a predicted model, not a curated record.